AUGUGCUCACCUGAAACAUUGCCACUAACGAUGGAACCAGAGUCGGGAUUCUAUCGUGAUCCGGUGAUUGUGCUCGAUUUCCAGUCGCUCUAUCCGUCCAUUAUUAUUGCUUAUAAUUAUUGCUUUACGACAUGCCUGGGCAAGGUACUAAACAUUGAAAACGUUGCAGCCGUUGGGAAGGCCGUUGAACUUGGAGGCCUCAGUUAUUGUUGUCCGAGACUAGCCCGUAUACUCGAUGCCCGACAGUUGGCGCUCAAAUUAAUCGCCAAUGUAACGUACGGUUACGCGGCAGCUAAUUUCAGUGGUCGUAUGCCAUGCGUCGAAGUGGCCGAUGCCAUUGUCAGCAAAGGCAGAGAAACACUAGAACGUGCCAUUGAAAUGGUCAACAAUGGAAAUUAUGGUGGAGCACGUGUAGUUUAUGGCGAUACUGAUAGCAUGUUUGUUCUCUGUCCAGGAUCUAGUCGUGCCGAAGCCUUUGAAAUUGGACGAAAGAUUGCUGAUGACGUGACCAAUGCGAAUCCUAAUCCUGUGAAACUGAAGCUCGAAAAAAUAAUGCAUCCACUAAUUUUGGAGUCGAAAAAACGCUACGUCGGAAUGAGUUAUGAAAGUAUCAAUGAAGAUGAAGGAAUUUUUGAUGCUGUAGGUAUUGAAACAGUUCGAAGGGAUUCUUGUCCUCUCGUCUCAAGGGUUAGCGAUAUGAGCCGAAUGGUGCGAUAUUUGGACAUGCAACUGUCUAACCUCGAUAAAAUGCCCGUGUCUGAUUUCGUCUUCAGCCGAGAGUAUCGCAAAUCGUAUGCGGAAUCUGCAGUUGUGGCUUCGAAACUCAUUGCUGAGUAA
Molecule: messenger RNA, 837 nt
Organism: Gongylonema pulchrum
Lineage: Eukaryota; Metazoa; Nematoda; Chromadorea; Rhabditida; Gongylonematidae
Source: the annotation of a GenBank genome assembly